UGACGGAUCGUUCGUGCUCUCGUGACGCCGGAAUAUAUUCAACGAAUAACGAAUUAAUUUUAUAUAAGUUUGUGUAUAAUUUUCACAACGAAGAAAAAGAUCCUACGUUGAUUUAACAUCCACCGGUUAUACGCGAGUUGCACAUUUGAAACAUGGUGUUAAUUAUCGCGAACUGUAUAAUGCUUCAUUUUAAUGUUCGCAAUUUUAGUUCGCUUAUCGCAGAUAUUCGAGAGAGCGAGAGAGAGAGAGAGAGAUAAACAACGAUAAGUGGCAAUAAAUUUUCGGUUAGGAGCAAACAAUUUCGUAAUGCGAAUACUCUCUAUCCCUCUCUAUUAUUUGCACUCUACGCGUUCUUGUGCGAGAAAUCGUAAAUCAAUAUUUUGAUGAGAACGUACAUGUAUUUAGAAUUGAGACUAACUGCAAUAUCGUAUUAUCAGAUGUGCCACAUUAUUUUAUCAGAUAAUGAGAUCGUUUAACACCGACAACGUCGCUUUUGUGACAAACAAGGAUUACUCGACAUAUCGAGAAUAUGGAAUCUUCGCAAGUAGAUGUGACCUGAAAUACUACGUCCAUGCUCGAAAUACUUCCACGAAUGCAGUCUGACAAGGUGUGCAUAUUCUAUCUGCGUAGAUAUAUGAUAUAUCUACAGGCUUAUAAUUCGUCUCGGUAAGAUGCAAUGCUGCGAGAAAAGACUCCAUCCAAGGUAUAAAAGGGGAUGCGUCUCGUCGGGUCCGUAACAGUUUCAAUAGUGAUCCCUGCAUCGCCGUAUCAUUGUCAUCAUGAAUGCUAUACUUCUAUUAACCAUUCUCGGUCUGACAAUGCCUAUUUUUGGCGAGGAGACACAGGUGAAGAAACGGGACAAAAGGGGCACUCUGGGUUUAAGUCAAGGCUUUGGAGGUUCUGGACUUCGUGGGAAUUCUUUAGCAGCAGGCUACGGACAGCAGAGCUAUAUCGGCGGCGCUUCUCUAGAUCAUGGUGUCUCUGCACCUGCUUAUUCCCAUAACUAUAACGCGCCCGCAUAUUCGUCGCAUCGUAUCGAUUAUUCCCGCGGCUCGGGAUACGGUGCCUUCGGACACGGUGGACCAGGUUACAACCAGGGAGGACUCGGUUACGCUGCAACAAGACUAGGAUACGGCGCGGCUGGACUCGGGUACAAUCAAGCAGGACACGGAUACAAUGCAGCAGGACACGGAUACAAUGCAGCAGGACUCGGAUAUAAUGCAGCAGGACUCGGAUAUAAUGCAGCAGGACUCAGAUACAACACAGCAGCAGGACACGGAUAUAACGCGGGAUACGGAUAUGAUGCAGGAUUGGGACAUGCCGCUGGUCUUAAUACCGGUUACCGUCACGGGUGGUGAAGAUAUGAGCAAUGUUAAUCGAUGCCGAUAUGAAUCUUUUUUCGAUCUUACAACCCUUUUCCAACCAUAUUAUUUUCUUUGCUAAGCUUUGUACAUCAAUGCGACUUCUCAAUAAACUCUCCACUUUUUAAUAA
Molecule: messenger RNA, 1492 nt
Organism: Nylanderia fulva
Lineage: Eukaryota; Metazoa; Arthropoda; Insecta; Hymenoptera; Formicidae
Source: RefSeq, a predicted model, not a curated record